CAUCCGCGGUAUUUACAAAAUGGCGGCGAGCGCGGUAAAGGAAAAUUCAGAAGAUUGUGAUUUAAACACUUUGAAAGCGAGAAAAGGAUCGCUUACUCCCGCAGAAGUAACUGAAUUGUCUUCACUGUCAUCUCAAGAACCCGAGGAAGUAAUACGAUGUUUGGAAGGCCGACAAAAUAUAUAUGGUCACCGUAACCCAGAAGCAGAGACCCAAAUUUACUCUCUGAAUACUGUAGACGGUGAUGGAGAGUGUAACUUCAAAACAAGAAAUAUCGCUAAUACUCCAACGCAGCUGACGAACACAACUCCAGGAGCAUUCAGGAAACAACCCUUUAGAAGCAGCUCUAAGCUAAGGCAACCAUUUAAGUCACCUCUUCAAAUGAGACGGCAGACUACAUCUCUUGAAGAUGAAGCAUCUUUGGUUAAGGAGAUUGAAACUUUAAAAGCCAAGUUAGAGAUUCUGGACAAAGAGAUCAAAGACCUCAGUGAAGAGUACAGUGAAGAAGAGCUUCAGCAGCACAUACAGAUGCUUCAUGAGUACAAUGAAAUUAAAGAUGUGGGACAACUUCUCCUUGGAAAAUUAGCUGAAAUAGAUGGGACAACAACACGAGCUAAGUAUCAGGAAUUUGGACUGGAUACUGAUGACUAG
This is a messenger RNA of Pocillopora damicornis (cauliflower coral), 649 nucleotides long. RefSeq names its product DNA repair protein SWI5 homolog. The record is from RefSeq and is a predicted model, not a curated record. Gene Ontology annotation, biological process: double-strand break repair via homologous recombination. Gene Ontology annotation, cellular component: Swi5-Sfr1 complex; Swi5-Swi2 complex. NCBI's taxonomy places the organism in Eukaryota, Metazoa, Cnidaria, Anthozoa, Scleractinia, Pocilloporidae.